UGUGCGCCAGCCUUUGAACGUCCAAGUUGAUCGCACGCGCGCUAGCCGGCGUACAUUGGAAGCAGACAGUUUGUGAUUGACGAUCUAUACAACCGCACGUUUGUAUUACGAGACCACAGUUACAGCGAAUAAAUAGUGUUUUCACGGCCGUCAUAAUAAUAACGUGUAACAGAGUUCCUCGCAUAUUUCAUUACUUUGAUGAUGUAAAUAAACAAAAGUGCCUCUCUCGCGAUUGACUCAUAUCAUAGCUUUGUUAAGUAUGUAAACAAAGCAGAAUAUACAUCUGUGUACUUGAAACGAAUUUAGUAACAUUCUGUGUGCUACUUGUGUCAACAAGUGAAUAUAUACGGACUAAUUUUAUUAGAACAAUUGUGCUUGUGUCACUUAAAACUAAAAUUAUAAUUAUAAUAGAACUUGUAAAUUAAUGCUUUCGAUAAUGCGGUGCACUUGAGGGCUGUGUCGGUAUGAACUCUGACGUCCACCGUCAUCAGGCGCAUCCGCCGCUCUCUCAGCACGGUGUUCACGGCGGCGCACAGAGCGUGGGUCCCUGCGGCUGGUACUCGGCCUCCGCGGCCCCUGCGCCUACAGCGCCAGUCAGACUCAAACGUGCUCCGCCCCACCAGCUGCCGACGGUAGGUGCUGUGAGCGGGAACAAUGUUCCUCAGGCACCGCUCUCGCCUACAGCCCUACAGAACACGCCGCCACACAACAAUGUAAUGUCGUCGUCAGUACGAGCGGCCGCGCCCGCCAUGCACAUCUCUCAGACGUCUACUGUUGUCCCGAAAGGUGCCAGUGACGUAUUAGUGAACUCCACGCCAUCAAACCCACCCCCCGCCGCUAACAGACUCAUCAACAUGACGCACUGGCCUUGGCACCACGGCGCCAUCUCUCGCGAGCGUGCGGAGGCGCUGUUGUCUGGCUCACCGGACGGUGUGUUCCUGGUUCGUGAGAGCACCAAUUUCCCCGGCGACCACACGCUCUGUGUUCGGUUCAGGGGUCGUGUCGAACAUUAUAGAGUGAAAUGGGCUACGGCCCCGGACAGUCAGAAUCAACGUCUGACCAUUGACGAUGAAGAAUUCUUCGACAAUAUGACGAAUCUAAUACAGCACUACUUGAAAGACGCGGAUGGUUUAUGUACAAAAUUGGAGCGAUGGCUUCCCAAGGCGUCACCGAAUGGUGCCAAUAACAACAACUUGCACCAGGCGACCUUCACGCCACUGCCACAGCAGCCACCCCCGUAUCCUCCUACACCGAGCGUGUCAAGUUCUCUGAGCGCGGUUCCAUUCCAACACGGAUUCGGUCACCUGCCCGGGGACGCCACUGACGGACCACAGAAAUUCGUCGACGCCAGAUGGAUAAUAGCGGAGAGGGAUUUGGAAAUCCGAGAAAACAUCGGCAAGGGAGAGUUUGGUGACGUCAUGCUGGGCAUACUCAAUGGAUCGCAGAAGGUAGCUGUGAAAAUAUUAAAGGAUCGAGAGGCAGCUAGCAAAUUCCGCGCUGAGGCCAGCGUUAUGGCGUCCCUUAAGCACGAAAACCUCGUCCGUCUGCUGGGCUGUGUGGUGUUCAGUUCCAACGGCAGCACCUGUAUCGUUACAGAGCACUGCGCCCAGGGUUCACUUCUGGACUACCUGCGCAGUCGCGGACGGCACUACGUCACGCAGCUCAAUCAGAUCAACUUCGCCUACGAUGCGUGUUGCGGUAUGGAGUUUGAGCGUCAGCGCGUGGUCCACCGAGAUCUGGCGGCUCGUAAUGUUCUCAUAUCGGCGGAGGGCACGGCCAAGGUCGCGGACUUCGGUCUAGCGAGGACGGACUCGACCCCCGACGACCCCGCCGACGCCCUGCGGGUACAGGCCAAGCUGCCCAUCAAGUGGACGGCGCCCGAGGCACUCAAGUACAACAAAUUUUCUAAUAAAUCUGACAUGUGGAGUUUCGGGAUUCUUCUCUGGGAGAUCUACUCUUUCGGGCGAGUGCCCUACCCUAGAAUCCCAUUAGCCGAGGUUGUCCGUCACGUGGAGCGCGGGUACCGUAUGGAGGCGCCCGAGGGUUGUCCGGGAGGGCCGUACGAUGUGAUGAGAGCGGCCUGGCACGCUGACCCUGCACAGAGACCGACCUUCGCCAGCACGAGGCUCAGACUCGCCGCCAUAAGGGAUGCGGCGCAUGCUCAUCAGUGAACAUUGCUCUAUAUAUUUGUCGGAUGUUAAAGCAACUAUAUAAAGUGUCAGCGCUGUGAAGAUGUGAGCUGUAUUUUAUUAUAUUGAUUUUAUUGUCUCGUGUAAGUACUAAAUUAUUUUGAUAAUCUUUAAAGACACUUCCUCACUUAAGAAGUAACAUUUAUAUAGUAUAGAAAAAUUGGUGUAUAGGGGAGAAAUUUAUCACGUGUUGUGUACUCGGGGGGCUUUUAGUGGCAGAUUAUCUUGAUCGACUAAUUUACUAUUUGUAUAUUUUUUUCCAAGAUCCACAAUGUAGUGAAAAAAAGUAAUAAUUAAGCACAAAUUUUUUAAUAUGCACAAUUUUUGGCUAUUUUACUUUUGAAAUUUUUAGUGUAACAUUAUAUUUAAUACUAUUAAAUAGUACGUUUUAUGCAUAAAUACAGUGUGUUGAUAAAUAUUAUUGUGAUAAAUUAGACGCUAAUGAUCCUGGCAGGAUAAUUAUUUUUCCAAAUAUUAAAAAAAAAAAAGUAUAAAAACAUCAGAAAAGUUUUUGUAAUUAAGACGAAAUAUACCUGGCAGUUUUACAAUGACACUACAAAUAUAUAAAUAUUUAUAUUUUUUAACCGAUUUUCUUAGUAUUCCGCACUAAAAGCCCUUAUAGUUUUUAUGGCCUAAUAUUUAAUUCUCACAUCGCGACUGUGACCGUAUGUCGGUACUAUGGUACUGUCUAGUCAAAUAACACUUUUAGUUUCGUUUGUAUAUUAUUAUCUUUUUUCCUCUUUAUUUAAAUCAUGAUGGUGACUGAUACACGCAUACGCGGACAUGUAUAAUGCACAUAGACUUAUAUUAAUAAUAAUUUAUAAUACUAUUAGUUUUAUAAAUAUUCAUGCUAUAUAUAUUCUACUGUGGAAAUAUGUUUUACGAGCCUUUAAAUUUCAUUAUGGCGUCAAUGAAUCGGCAUUCGUAUCUGUUGUAACGAAUCCUGAAUUCGUAUGAAAUGUGUCGAGAGCGGGAUUACUUCAGUGUUCCGGACGUUUUAGUUUCUUAUUGUUAGUCACCGUAAGGUAAAGUUGUUUGACCGACUUGGAGGUUGUGUACUAAAGUUAGUUAUUACCACUGAUAAUAUAUUUGAUAAUAUUAAAGAUGUUGUUUAAUUAUGUGGUUGUAUUUUCUGAGUGAUUCCAAUGAUUUGAUAUAUACAAUGAAUCUCAUGCACGACUGUCUGUGGAAUUAAAUUUAAAAAGAUUUUUAUGAUUCUAACCGCUUGUAUUAUAUAACUUGAGCGUGAAUUAAAAUUAGCAACUUUCCCUUAUAGCAGCCAUUGAAUUGUAUACUUUUAUAUGAACUGGUUCACGGCCACAACUAGAGGGUGAUCUUUCCUUCUCCUUAUGCAAUACUAGUCUUAAGUGUUACAUUUGUUUUUUUUUUUUUUACGAUCUAUUUAUAAUUUCUUGACAAUCAAUAAUUGGUUAUCAAUCCGAGCCGAACGCGAUCUAUUAGCAAGUCGCUAACAUAAAUUCCUAAACGUCGCCUUUCAUUUAAGUGAUUACGAAAUGUAAAUAAACUGUUCCAGUAUUUAUAUAUAUAUAUAAAUUAUUUUUUAAUUCGAACGUCGUGAAUCUUAGAUCGUUUGUCCAUGUAGAGGGCUGCUAGUGUGGCCCGUCGUUUGGUAUUUAGUGAAUUAUGUAAAAACAAAGCCACUUCCGAGCCACCGAAAUAAACUUAUGAUGAAUAUGAGACUGUGCGUUACUUGUAUCAGAUAUAUAUUAUAUGUAUAGCCUAAAAGAUACUUGGACUCGCUAAUAGAUCCAACCGACUCUUGUUUAGAGUAAUUAUUUUUACCAAAGUCAUUUCAUUCGUCUGAUGUAAACGUCUUGUCUUCGUGGUCUUCCCUUUGUUUUCUGUAUUAUAUGGAAAGUGUUUGUAAUAAUGUAGUGUGAUUUCAACCCUCAGACUGAAGAUGGUUGCUCUGGUAAGAUUCCAUGUGUAAUAAAGGUAAAGCUUAAAAUGAAAAUCUCGUUUUGUUUUUUUUUUUUUUUGUUUUCGAAAUGUAAAUACGUGUAACAUUAAGGGAUAAAUGUAUAAUAAGAUAUAUAUAAAAACAA
Danaus plexippus (monarch butterfly) is the source of this 4255-nucleotide messenger RNA. Its product is annotated as tyrosine-protein kinase CSK. NCBI's taxonomy places the organism in Eukaryota, Metazoa, Arthropoda, Insecta, Lepidoptera, Nymphalidae. Gene Ontology annotation, biological process: protein phosphorylation. The record is from RefSeq and is a predicted model, not a curated record. Gene Ontology annotation, molecular function: protein tyrosine kinase activity; ATP binding.